Messenger RNA from Conger conger (European conger), 2713 nucleotides. RefSeq names its product MRE11 homolog A, double strand break repair nuclease (gene mre11a). Gene Ontology annotation, cellular component: nucleus; Mre11 complex. Lineage: Eukaryota; Metazoa; Chordata; Actinopteri; Anguilliformes; Congridae. Gene Ontology annotation, molecular function: manganese ion binding; DNA endonuclease activity; 3'-5'-DNA exonuclease activity. Bases 318 to 2450 code for a protein of 710 amino acids. The transcript has 20 exons. Gene Ontology annotation, biological process: mitotic intra-S DNA damage checkpoint signaling; double-strand break repair via homologous recombination; double-strand break repair via nonhomologous end joining. The record is from RefSeq and is a predicted model, not a curated record.
UGCGGAAUCCCUCCCUUUCCUCUUCAUCAUCAUAAUCUUCAUCAUCAUCAUCAUCCGGCCACAUGCUCUGUGUUCCCACUGGUAUAAGGUGCUGAUGGGUCUCCAGAAACUCCAGCUGAUUAAACUCCUCGUGAAACUCCAUCGCCCAGAACUCAACCCUCCCUGUCAAUUUCUAAAGCAUUAGACAAGUCGGUGCAUUAAUAUCAUAUAAUGUCAUAAUUCACUAGCUAGCUACUCCAACAAGCAUUAAGCUGCAUAAACGCAGCAGGAUUCCUUUGGAUCUGAGACCUUAUUUAUAUUGACACCUUGACAUUGCAAUGGCAUCAGAGAACACCAUGGAUGAUGAAGACACCUUCAAGAUUCUCAUUGCUACAGACAUUCACCUGGGGUACCUAGAGAAAGAUGCCAUCAGAGGGAAUGACACCUUUGUGACAUUUGAUGAAAUUCUUAAACAUGCCAAAGAGAACAAAGUGGAUUUUAUUCUGCUGGGGGGUGAUCUUUUUCAUGACAACAAGCCCUCCCGUAGAACAAUGCACAACUGCAUUGAACUGUUCCGGAAGUACUGCAUGGGGGAUCAGCCCAUCACAUUUGAGAUCUUGAGUGACCAGGCUGUUAACUUUGGCAACAGCAAGUUCCCCUGGGUGAACUACCAAGAUGAGAACUUGAACAUCUCUAUUCCUGUGUUUAGUGUACAUGGGAACCACGAUGACCCCACUGGGGCAGAUGGCCUUUGUGCCCUGGACCUCCUGAGCUGUGCUGGACUUGUGAAUCACUUUGGCCGCAGUAGGUCUGUGGAGAAGGUAGAGAUUAGCCCACUUCUGUUGCAAAAAGGGAGCUCCAAGAUCGCUAUGUAUGGAAUUGGCUCCAUACCUGAUGAGAGACUGUACAGAAUGUUUGUCAACAACCAAGUGACCAUGCUACGGCCACGGGAGGAUGAAAGCAACUGGUUCAACCUGUUUGUCAUCCAUCAGAACAGGAGUAAACAUGGAGCCACGAACUACAUCCCAGAGCAGUUCCUGGAUGACUUCCUGGACCUGGUGGUGUGGGGGCAUGAGCAUGAAUGCAGGAUUACCCCUGAGAGGAACGAACAGCAGCUCUUCUAUGUGACGCAGCCUGGCAGCUCCGUGGUGACAUCACUAUCACCGGGGGAGGCUGUCAAAAAGCACAUUGGGCUCCUGCGAGUUAAAGGCAGGAAAAUGAACUUGCAGAAGAUUGCCUUGCAGACCGUCCGGCAGUUCUUCAUCCAGGAUGUGGUGCUGGGGGACCACCCUGACUUUUUCAACCCUGACCACCCCAAUGUCAUGCAGAAGGUGGAGGGCUUCUGCCAGGCAAAGGUUGAGGAGAUGCUGGAGGAGGCUGAGAGGGAGCGUUUGGGGAAUCCAUUGGUGCCUGAGAAACCACUCAUCCGCUUGAGAGUGGACUACAGUGGAGGAUUUGAAGCCUUCAACACCAUGCGGUUCAGCCAGAAGUUUGUGGACCGCCUGGCCAACCCCAAAGAUGUCAUCCACUUCUUCAGGCAUCGAGAAACCAAGAACACAAAAGGUGAGGACAUUGACUUUGAUCUGAUACUGAACCGCACCUCCUCUGACGUGAUGCAGCUGCGAGUGGAGGACUUGGUGAAACAGUACUUUGAAACGGCUGAGAAAAAUGUGCAGCUGUCCCUGCUGACAGAGCAGGGCAUGGGCAAGGCUGUGCAGGAGUUUGUGGAUAAGGAGGAGAGGGAUGCCAUUGAGGAACUCAUUAACUACCAGUUGGAGAAGACCCAACGUUACCUGAUGGACAGGAGUGUGGAGGCGGUGGAAGAGAAGAUUGAUGAAGAGAUCCGUCGUUUCCGGGACUCUAAGAAGAACACAGCAGAAGAGGAUGAGGAAGUUCAGGAGGCCAUUAAUCGUGCAAAAGCCCACCGAGCACAAAACCCAGGAGAGCCAUUCCUGGAUGACGACUUCAGUCCGUCUGAGGAAGCCGAUGUUGCCAUGGAUUCUGAUGACGGCUCUGCUCCACCUCUACCCAGCCGUGGCAGAGGAAGAGGCCGGGCACGAGGUCAGAGUGCAGCCACCAGAGGAGUUUCCAGGAGGGGCAAGGGUGCUGCAGUUUCAUCUCAGUCCAAGCCAUCUGGGAGGGGACGUGCCCAGAAGAUGGUCAGCCCAGUGAAGAGCAAGUCCAUCAUGGAGGCUUUCCAAGGAACCUCACAAAGACCUUCAAAAAGUACGGGGUCUAAGAAUUACACAAAUGAGGUCACCUUUGUUGGUGACUCAGAUGAAGAUGUGUCCAUCACACAACCGUCCAAGCAAGCACAGAGGGUCCCCUCUCUGUCCUCAAGUAGGAAGGGUUCUCAAAGCCAAAGCCAGUCAUAUAAGGGUGUCUGUUAUGAUGAUGACGACGAUGAUGACGAUGAGUUUGAUCCCUUUAAAAGCUCCAGUAGCUCUCGUGGAAGACGUGGAAGAAAAUAAUCUUGACCAACCACUGCUGCUCACACCAUUCUCCAAAUUAGUUUUUGCCCCCAAUGGACUGAUACUCCCAGCAUCCAGUUAGAAGAACACAUUCUUGAAUGAUGUGGUCUGGCACAUAAUUAUGACUGGGUAUAUUCCAGUAUGUGUAAUGAGACUAAUUAAAAACACCAUGUCUAGGGGUACAGUAAAGAUCAUCCUAGGUUUAAGAAUUAUAGAUCUUGUAGUGUGUUAUUGUUCUUUUUUAAAUACAUUUUUACACCCUG